Molecule: messenger RNA, 2068 nt
Organism: Hippoglossus stenolepis (Pacific halibut)
Lineage: Eukaryota; Metazoa; Chordata; Actinopteri; Pleuronectiformes; Pleuronectidae
Gene: rbm41
Product: RNA binding motif protein 41
Exons: 8
Coding region: 519-1847 (442 amino acids)
Biological process (GO): mRNA splicing, via spliceosome
Cellular component (GO): U12-type spliceosomal complex
Molecular function (GO): pre-mRNA intronic binding; U12 snRNA binding
Source: RefSeq, a predicted model, not a curated record
AGCAGGAGCACCAGCCCCGCACCUCGCUAAUGCACGAUCAUUUUUUUUUUUUAAAUCACAUGCAUGCGACCCAACCACCUUCUCAUCUCUCCUGUGCAUUCACAUGCCGACCCCCCCCCCCCUUUCACAAACAUGAAUGCCUUGCUGCAGCAGCGGGCUGCUCAUUGUGGAGAGAAGCGCCCAUGUCACCUUACUGACGUCAGCCAGCAGGCUAAUUGAGGACACUAGGGCUGGGUGGGGAGGGCGGAGGCGAGCGGAGUGUGCUCUGCGAAGCUUUGCAGCAUUUUGCUUGAUUUACCAGGACACACAGACGAGCACAGUUACAACCACACCCCGAGCAAUGAAGCAGGGUGUGGCACGCUUACGGAUUUAUUUUACAUAAACCUAGAUUUCACGAAGAAACAGAAUGAGAGAAUAUCGCGUUUGUGGUUCGUUUGGGCCUCAAGCCGUGAUUCUACUACAUUUCCCAUGAUUCCUUGCGCCCCAUUCGCCGGAACCGGAAGCAUACAGGCGGAAGCAUGCGAAGAGUGAGCCGGCAGCCCUGUGACGAUGGUCCGCUGCUGGAGGAGCAGGAGACGGAGGGACAGCGGCAGCUGCACAGCCUCCUGCUGCAGCAGCUUCACACUGACGUGGACUUCGAGCGAUGUGUAGCCAAAAAGAAGUGCUUCGCCCCAGCGGCGCUCUAUAAGCCGUUCGGGCAGCAGGCAGCCGGUGUGAGGAGCCUGUCCCAGUUCCAGGCCCUGCAGGACGGGGAGAAGGAGCUGGCCAGUCUGCGGGAGCUGGGCCUCACUGAUACUGAGAUCCAGGUGUGGCAGAGCAGAGACACACCAGAGGCAAUGGAGAAGUCCCAUGGCGUGUGCGUAGCUCCGGGGGCGAAGCAGCAGCGUCUCCAGGUGAUCAGAGACAAGAUUGAAGCGAGGGCAGAGCUCCUGGCCCGCCCACAGCGCUUCGCCACCAGCCAGCCACUGUCACGGCGGGAGAUGGAGAUCGAACAAGCUCUGUUCCAGGGAAACGAGCGGCUGGGUUUCCUCUCUGCACUUUACCACCGAGAGGAAGAUAACCACGAUGGACAACAGCAGGCGACGUCCUCCAAUCCAAUGGACACUCUCUACAGAGACGUUCUCAGUGUGGAGAGACAACAAGCGUCUUUACAGGACUGGGAGGAAGAACCAGCACAGGUGUCCACACACAGAACUUUAUCUGACCAAUCACAGACCUCACAGACAGAGAACGACCAAUCAGAAGACAGGACAGAGAAUCUAUCAGCACCGCAGGAUGAAAACAGGAGAUCAUCAGACGAACCAGAGUCCAGCGGAGACGCCUCAGAGCGGCAACACAAACAGGAGCCAACACGACCAGCUGCUCCUCCAGAGAUAAAGAUCAACCAGCCAAUCGGCAGUCUGGAUGGAGCGGCGAAGGCGGGGUCAGUGGGGCUGCUGACCCUCAGAGGAAAGAUCGAGACGAUCACGGACGAGGAAAUCCUCCAGAACCGUGAAUGUGAGGACGGGAUCCGGAGCAUCCAGAGGUUCCGAAGCUACCAGCCCGGAAAACCCUCCAAGGUUCUGUGUGUGAAGAACCUGAGUGCACAGGCGUCAGCGGCCCAGCUGGUGGCACUGUUCUCCAGGUUUGAGCCGGAGGACGGGCCUGCGGUCGUUUACCGCCUGCUGACGGGAAGGAUGAAGGGUCAGGCCUUCAUCACUCUGCCAGAUGCUGAAACGGCCCAGAAUGCUUUGCGGUUGAUCCAUGGAUACCGGUUGCUAGGGAAACCUCUGGUGGUCGAGUUCGGCCGUGAGCGACAGGAGGAGGAGAAACAGAAGAAGGAAGAGCAGCAGCAGGAGAAGAAAUAAUUUAUAAUGUUUAUAAUACAUCAAUAAUACAUCAAUACAUAUUUAUUUACUGUAAAAAGUUGUCGUCUUCGGCAGUUUCCUUUUUAAUAAACGUCUGUUUUACAUCAAACUGUAAUUAUGAAAUAAAAUAACUUCUCUUUUUACUUUUUAUUGUCAUUUUGAUAACUCUGUAUUUAUGACAACAAAAGCAUCAGAUUUAAUAAAAAGAAAUGAAAAACUUC